CACGCCAGUCUGGCGGUGGAUUUCGGAUUAGAUGGUGAUGGAGCAGGACAUUGACGUGAUCAGUGACUCGAGUGAGGCCAGUUUUGGCAGUGAGAGGGAUGUUAGUGAAAGGAUUAGCCAUGUGGACGUUGACACGUGUCGGAAUUCUUCGUUGGACGACCCAAGAAAGGACUUUGGCUGCAAGAGGAAGACUUUUUCAAUUGAUGAUAUUUUGGGACUAAAGAAGGAGAGUAGUAGAAGAAGUUCGGUUGAUGAUCAGUGGCGGUACAAGGAUCAGGAUAGUUCCCGAGUGCCGAGCAGUUGGCCAACGGCGGCAUUUCUGUACCCUGCUGGGUGGAUACAUCACCAUCAACACCAUAACCAUCAUCAGACGGACUCGGUCAACGGCUUCCCAAGUUCAGAUUUAUAUCAGAAAAUAGGUGCAAAACGGCGAAAGCAGGGCAAUGACCGAAAACCCCGGCAAGCAUACAGUGCAAAACAGCUAGAAAGGCUCGAAACCGAAUUCAAGCAGGACAAGUACCUCUCCGUCAGCAAACGGCUCGAGCUGUCCAAGAGUCUCAGCCUGACCGAGGUGCAGAUCAAAACGUGGUUCCAGAACCGGCGGACCAAGUGGAAAAAGCAGCUUACGUCCCGGCUCAAGAUCGCCCACCGGCAGGGUCUGUACGGGGGAGCCCUUGCCGGUCAGCAUCACCACUUUAUCAACGCGGCCGCCGUUAGCUUUCCGUUUCUUCCGGCGGCGGCCGGUUUUCUGCCCACCACCGGUCCGGCGAUCCUUAACUUUAGCGUGCCGGAACUGACUGACAAGAGUAAGGUUAAGGUUGAUUUGAGUGAAUAAAACAGAGUUUUAGAUGAUUUUUUUGUGUUAUUAUUUUGGU
Messenger RNA from Culex quinquefasciatus (southern house mosquito), 875 nucleotides. Its product is annotated as homeobox protein koza. NCBI's taxonomy places the organism in Eukaryota, Metazoa, Arthropoda, Insecta, Diptera, Culicidae. Gene Ontology annotation, biological process: regulation of DNA-templated transcription. Bases 32 to 835 code for a protein of 267 amino acids. The record is from RefSeq and is a predicted model, not a curated record. The transcript has 3 exons. Gene Ontology annotation, molecular function: DNA-binding transcription factor activity, RNA polymerase II-specific; DNA binding.